Molecule: messenger RNA, 756 nt
Organism: Neodiprion virginianus
Lineage: Eukaryota; Metazoa; Arthropoda; Insecta; Hymenoptera; Diprionidae
Gene: Naa20A
Product: N-alpha-acetyltransferase 20
Exons: 7
Coding region: 173-694 (173 amino acids)
Biological process (GO): N-terminal peptidyl-methionine acetylation
Cellular component (GO): NatB complex
Molecular function (GO): protein-N-terminal amino-acid acetyltransferase activity
Source: RefSeq, a predicted model, not a curated record
GUCAAAAGGAAAAAGACUUAAUUAAAAGAAUUCUGUGCCUGCCCUAGUCUGCCCUCUAACUGUGCCUCUAACACGAAAACAGCAACUAACAAGAACCGCAAACACGCGAUCGCAAAACGAACCACCAAUACAUGGUCAAAUAUCAACCAUUUUAAAAAAAUAAACACAGAAAAUGUCAAUUCUAAGGCCGUUCACCUGCGAUGAUAUGUUCAAAUUCAACAAUGUGAAUUUGGAUCCACUCACAGAAACAUAUGGACUGUCAUUCUACAUGCAGUACCUGGCCCAUUGGCCUGAGUAUUUUCAAGUCGCUGAAUCCCCAUCUGGAGAAAUUAUGGGUUAUAUUAUGGGAAAAGCCGAAGGUCACAGUGAAAAUUGGCACGGUCAUGUAACAGCUCUUACUGUUUCUCCUGAUUAUCGUAGGCUAGGACUAGCUGCAACAUUAAUGAAAUUCUUGGAAGGAGUAUCAGAAAAGAAGCAAGCCUACUUUGUCGACCUUUUUGUCAGAGUGAGUAACAAAGUCGCAAUAAAAAUGUAUCAGGAACUGGGAUAUAUUGUUUAUAGAACUGUUUUAGAGUACUACAGUGGUGAUCCAGAUGAAGAUGCUUAUGAUAUGCGGAAAGCUUUAUCAAGGGAUGUUAAAAAGAAGUCAGUUAUACCAUUAACACAUCCCGUAAGACCCGAUGAAGUUGAUUGAGUGACAAUUGUGAAAAAUGUAUAAUUCUUAUAUAACAGACAACAAUAAACGUAAUGUCUUAA